This is a messenger RNA of Aspergillus nidulans FGSC A4, 981 nucleotides long. RefSeq names its product NAD(P)-dependent alcohol dehydrogenase. NCBI's taxonomy places the organism in Eukaryota, Fungi, Ascomycota, Eurotiomycetes, Eurotiales, Aspergillaceae. Gene Ontology annotation, molecular function: oxidoreductase activity; zinc ion binding. Bases 1 to 981 code for a protein of 326 amino acids. The record is from RefSeq and is a predicted model, not a curated record. The transcript is spliced from 5 exons.
AUGGCAGUCAAGACUCAGGCCCUCGUUUCCAGGGAGGUGAAUGUCCCUCCCAAGCUCGAAGAGAUCACCCUCGACGAUAUCCGCGCCGACGAGGUGCUCGUUGAGAUCCACGCUACCGGGAUCUGCCACACAGACUUCUCCUGCAUGAACGGGACACUUCCCGCUGCAUUCCCCAGCGUGCUCGGCCACGAAGGCGCCGGGGUGGUCCUCGAAGUCGGUGAGAAGGUCAAGCACGUCAGGAAGAACGACAAAGUCCUCCUCAGCUUCGACCAUUGCGGAGCCUGCUCCCAAUGCGACAAAGGCCAUCCCGCCUACUGUUCCGAAUGGGUCACUCGCAACUUCGGCCAGAAGCGAUCGGACGGAAGCCUGACGCUAGCGGAUGCUAACGGCGCCAAAGUGCAUGGCAACUUUUUCGGGCAGAGCUCCUUUGCGCGACACACGAUCGUCAGCAGCGCUUCGGUCGUCAAGGUCCCCUCUGAUACCCGCCUCGACCUCUUCUCCCCGCUCGGAUGCGGAAUUCAGACUGGCGCUGGCGCCAUCCUGAACACGUUGGACUUGCGCAAUGCAAAAACGAUCAUCGCGAUCGACUUGCAGCCGCAACGGCUGGAGCUGGCCAAGAAGCUGGGCGCGACACAUGCCGUGCUUGGCUCGGACACCGACGUCGUGGCUCAGAUCCAGAAGAUUUCGGGCAGCAACGGUGUCGACAACUCCGUCGACUGUGCCACCGUCGGUGCUCCUACUCCCGGUGUGCGUGCAGGUGUCGACGUCUUCUCACACCUCGUCAUGGGUCGACAGUAUCUCGGAUGCUGCGAGGGUGACAGCGAUACACAGAAGUUCCUGCCUUACCUGAUCGAGCAGCAUGCAAGGGGUCAAUUCCCCCUCGACCAGAUGGUCACCUAUUACCGUGUCAACGAGUUUGAGCGGACGUUCAAGGACGUCAAAGAGGGCAAAGCUCUGAAGGCUGUUCUUCUGCGGACAUAG